Molecule: messenger RNA, 1669 nt
Organism: Lentinula edodes (shiitake mushroom)
Lineage: Eukaryota; Fungi; Basidiomycota; Agaricomycetes; Agaricales; Omphalotaceae
Product: Josephin-domain-containing protein
Exons: 7
Coding region: 94-1521 (475 amino acids)
Biological process (GO): protein deubiquitination
Cellular component (GO): nucleus
Molecular function (GO): cysteine-type deubiquitinase activity
Source: RefSeq, a predicted model, not a curated record
GUUACGCGUCUAUUACCAGUCCCUCUGUCCUACUCUACAGCAGCUCUACAGCGACACACUCUUCCAUCGACAAAUAUCGAACGACACUCUACAAUGGCUGGAUUAGAAAACCUCCUGCCUUUGAUUUAUCAUGAAAAACAACAACCGGGAUCAAUGCUCUGCGCCCAACAUGCACUCAAUUCCCUUUUGCAAGGAAACUUUUUCUCAGCUUCAGAUCUGUCAGCAAUCGCUCAAAAUCUAGACGAUCUUGAAGGCACUUAUGAUACCGAAAAUCCAAGUUUGACGAGUCAGAAUAUGGAUGAUACGGGGUUCUUCUCCGUUCAAGUGUUGGAAAACGCGCUGGAUGUAUGGGGACUGAGCUUGCUUCGAUGGAGAAGUGAACAAAUGCGUCCGUACCAGGAUUAUCCCGAGCAGGAACGCGCGUUCAUUUUCAACUCACAGCAACAUUGGUACACACUGCGGCGUUUCGGUGCCUUUGAAUCAUAUCAAGAUGGUGCUGGAUCUGGCCACUGGUUUAACCUGAAUUCCUCCCUUCCAAGUCCGGAAUGGGUUUCUAAAUUAUAUCUCUCAAUGUUCAUACAAGCUGCUGAGACUGACGGAUAUUCUGUGUUUGUAGUGCGACCAACGGAUCCGGAAGCACCGCAUACUCUUCCAAAGACAGAAGCUGAUGAUGUCGCCUCUACUCUCCCUGAUCCUCCCGGUGCACAAUCUGUUACACCGCGAACACAUGAUGCGGAUGCUAUGGAAUUUGAGGGUAUGGAAGACGAAGAUAUUGAACUCCAGAUGGCCUUACAAGCAUCACUGGGACAUGAUAUCCCACCCUCACCUGCCGACCCACCCCAACUUUUACGAACUUCAGUUCCAUUACCUCUAGUCGAUUCUUAUCCACCAUCAACGUCUGGAUCCGGGACGCGCACCCCUUUGCAACAAGACUCUCUUCUAUCUCCCAUUAGUCCAGAUGUGCCACACGAUCCGGCCUCAGUCGAAGCAUCUAUAGCACAGAGUCGAAGGAUAUAUGAAAGGAUGUUGGCAGAACAGAACCUAGCUCAUAGAGAAAUAGCAGCUGAGGGUGGUGGAAAUUCACGGGUUCGGAGGAUGCGGGAAGAGGAGGAGGAGGAAGAGAUGCUGAGACGAGCUAUUGCCGAAAGCGAAGCUAUGGCGAAGGAGGAAGGGCAUGAAUUGGGCAGUAUUGGUGACGAUGAAGGUGGAAGCCACGUGGACUUAGAUCAGUCGCAUCUUGCACCACCAUCUACUGCAGGACGUCGCGUGUAUGACGAUGAAGAUGCGGAACUUCAAGCUGCCCUCCGGGCCUCAUUAGAAGGCUGGAAUCCGCCGCCAGAAACAACCACUGUCUCUGCACCUACUGUGUCGCAUACAUCUCCUUUACAGUCUUCCGACUCCUCUAUGACUGAUGAUGAUGAGUCUAUUGCUUCUGAAGACACUGCGCCUGCAGAAUCUUCUGAAGCACCCGUCAGUGUGGAGGAGAUGAGAAGACGAAGGUUGGCUCGUUUUGGUGCUUAGAAUAUGGGUCGAUUAGAAUGGUGAACACUGAUGAACACUCUUGAACACUUCUGUACUGGGUAGUAUGUAUCCCCUAAUGUCUUGUAUUUGUUCAACGCCCAUGUAUUAAGCGCCUCAUAGUAACACUGUCAGCGUCUAAUCUUGCUUG